Molecule: messenger RNA, 1081 nt
Organism: Zootermopsis nevadensis
Lineage: Eukaryota; Metazoa; Arthropoda; Insecta; Blattodea; Termopsidae
Gene: Prx5
Product: Peroxiredoxin 5
Biological process (GO): hydrogen peroxide catabolic process; cellular response to oxidative stress; cell redox homeostasis
Cellular component (GO): cytoplasm; peroxisome; mitochondrion
Molecular function (GO): thioredoxin peroxidase activity
Source: RefSeq, a predicted model, not a curated record
UAAGUUCGAAACAUACGGCCUCACAUGUAGUUGUUACGAAGGCCCGUAGUUCGAUUCAUCAUCGAUACACUUGCCACUGUAUUUUGAAAGUUUUUUGCUGGUUGGUAGUUGUGCAGACAAGUAGAUAUUUUGGUUGUUUUCCUUAUCGUCAGGACAAGUUUUCUCUUCUGUUAUUUUGCGGAUCAAAGUGAAGAAGGCCCAUUUUUUGCAGUCAACAGUAAAUGUCAUUACAGUUCAGUUAUGGCUGGUGACAAACUGCCGAGUGUGGAGCUGUAUGAGAACAGCCCCACCAAGAAGGUCAAUCUUUCAGAGCUGACAAAGGGAAAGAAAGUUGUGAUCUUUGCAGUCCCCGGAGCCUUCACGCCUGGCUGCUCCAAGACUCAUCUCCCAGGAUAUGUAAGCAAGGCAGAUGAACUGAAACAGAAAGGCAUAAAGGAAAUAGUCUGUGUUUCCGUGAAUGAUCCGUUUGUUAUGGAAGCCUGGGGUAAAGAACACAAAGUGGAUGGAAAAAUUCGAAUGCUUGCUGAUCCCAAUGCUGCAUUCACAAAAGCUGUAGAUCUGUCGACUGACUUGCCACCACUGGGCGGAACUCGAUCAAAGCGAUAUUCAAUGGUUGUUGAAGAUGGCGUUGUUAAGUCCAUUAAUGUGGAACCUGAUGGCACGGGACUAACGUGUUCAUUGGCUGACAAAAUUAAUUUAAAUGUCUAAGUUCUUGUGGUUGCUGGAGUUGGGGUUGUAAUGCAUCACAGUAGGCAGGAUGUACAAAAUUAAUCAGCCAGUGACAGCCUCUGUUUUUAAUUCUUGGCUAAUUCUGUGAAUGAAAUGUUCAACCAGUGUAAUGCCGUGAAGAAUUUUAGUGCAUUGUAAUGUACAUCACAAUAAAUUGCUUGUAAGUUGGUCAUAAAUAGGCUAUUUAGAGUACACCAAUACACUUGUUACUUAAAAAUAACUUCAUAAAAAUGUGCCGGAAAUAUCAACUGCAAUUGGAAUUUGUGUAUAAAGAAAUGCAUUCUUAUACUUAACCACAUUCUGGUGGUAGAAGCCAGAAAGCAAUGAUAAUACAUGUAAAUUUGCAUUGUGG